CGCUGCUGGGUCCUGCAGAGAAUCGCCGCUGAGCCACAGGGGCAGAGGGUGGCCACCUAGUCACUGCCAGAGCCCAUGGUUGCAUCAGGGGAGGCAGAGGGGUGGAGGGGCUGGGCCAGGGCUCACAACCCUGGGGCCGAGGCGGAGCUCCACCCCCACCGGGCGGCCGGCGCGUCGCUCCCGCUGCAGCCGGGGGUCCCGGUCCCGCGGCGGCCCGAGCGCCGCCUGCCGCGGCCCCCCCUCUGGCCCCACGUAGUGGAACCUUCCACGGACCUCUUCACCCGGGCGCGCGCGCGCGCGCGGGCCCCACGCCGGCUACGUAGCUUCACCCUCGCUCCCGCGCGCGCGAGGAAGUACUUGGACUGCACCAAGCGCGCGGGGGCGGAGGGGGAGGAGGCGGGGCGCGUCUCGCCCACGCCCACUCCGUGUCCGGCCGCACGGGGCGCGCCACGGCGAAGCGUCCGGGGCCUGCCCUCCCAGCCGCCCCCUUGCUGCCUGUGUGCCUUUGGACGAGCGACUAAAUAGCAAAGAUAAUACGACCCUGUGGUCGUUCAAAGAACUUUCGCUUCGCGGACAGUGUGUUCCCCUCCCUCAGCCUCGGAAUUUUGUGUGUUGGGGGAGGGGGGUCUGUGAUCGAUAUACAAAGAGGAGAGACUCUGGGGUCAGCAGUUUGGGUCAUGAUUCUCUGAGCAGCAAGGGUCAUCGUCUGUGAAAAGGGAGGGAUGACACCUCCUUCGGGAGGUAGGGAGACCAGUGACAAGAGAACGCGUCUGCUCAUCUCUAGAGCCAGCCUGGCCGGGGGCGUGGCUGGGCCCUGCUCGGUCCGGGCGUCCCCAGUCCCCGGGGGAUGCCCGCCGCCUGCGUCCUUGGGUAUAAGUAGCCGACGGGGAAUACGGCUUCCGGUGCGCCGCGCUCGCGCAGGGUCCUGCCGGGAGUUGUAGUCCCUGCAGACCUCGCCUCUCAGAGGCUGCCCUCGGGAGGCCCCCUAUUCUCAGCCCAGGACUUGGCAACUCUGCUGGUGGGCUGUGUUAGACCCGUUACCUCGAGGCCGAUGUAUUUUUUAAAGCUUGAAUUUGUUGAGUUCUUCCCAUGCGCCAAACGAUAUCCUAAGUGCUUAAAGUUAAUUAACUUAGUUGUUCCUCAAAGUCCAGCAACCCACUGAGGGAAUAUUAUUAUUGUCCCUGUUUUAUAGAUUUGAAAACUGAGGCGUAGCGAGCUAAGGAAUUUUGCUAGGAAGCGACAGGGCUCAGGAUUUCUGUUCAGGCCUGACAUCCAGAGCCUGCUUUCUACCCCACUCUGGUUCAUCCUUUAACAAACAUGUUUGUUUGGGGUUUUUUGGUUGUUGUUUUUUCUGUUUUAAAUCAGAACUACAUUAAAGCCUAAUUUGGUUUUACUUUGUAGCUAUACAGUAAAAUAAACAAAGCUUA
This is a messenger RNA of Hippopotamus amphibius kiboko, 1427 nucleotides long. RefSeq names its product PDZ domain-containing protein 7-like. NCBI's taxonomy places the organism in Eukaryota, Metazoa, Chordata, Mammalia, Artiodactyla, Hippopotamidae. The transcript has 2 exons. The coding region runs from base 76 to 525 and encodes 149 amino acids. The record is from RefSeq and is a predicted model, not a curated record.